AUGGCGAGAUCGUGCUCUAUCUGGACGCCUGUUUUGAUCUCACUUUCUCCGAUGACCGGAGAAUCACCUAAAAUUUCCCGGCGCCGGGUGAUUUUAGCCACAAGCGUAGGUUCUCAUCAGCCUUUACUUACAGCAAACAUUAAGGAACCGAAGAAGCUUCAAGCCCUUGAUUCCAAAGACAUUUCCAGAAGAAACACCAUGUUGUAUCUCACGGCUGGAUUUCUUGGAGGGAUCAACUUUUUCCAAGGUGAAGCCGCAGAAGCUCGAGUAGGGAGAAACGAGAACAGAAGGAAAGCAUUGGAGAAGCUGCGGGCGAAAGCGAAAGAGUCAGAGCCCAACAAGUCAGGAAACCAAAAGAUAGAGAAAGAGUUAGAGAGAGAUGAAGUGUUUCCUUUACUUCCUCCACCUGCUGUGGUGGAAGCAAACUUGCUGCAAUAA
Capsella rubella is the source of this 438-nucleotide messenger RNA. RefSeq lists its product as uncharacterized. The transcript is spliced from 2 exons. Bases 1 to 438 code for a protein of 145 amino acids. The record is from RefSeq and is a predicted model, not a curated record. NCBI's taxonomy places the organism in Eukaryota, Viridiplantae, Streptophyta, Magnoliopsida, Brassicales, Brassicaceae.